UUGCUCGCGAAAUCGUACUACCACACUGUGAGUGUGUGUUGUGUGGUGGAAACUACAUCGGCUCCGAUUUCCAUGCCUGCUUGGCUGGUACUGCUGGCAUGGAAACGUACGGAAAAUAGCUUCAGUGUCGCGGGGGGCAGGCCUUAAAGUGUGUGUUCGAGUUAUUAGCGCUCGCGUCGGUUUCCCAUUCUGCUGGAGCUACAUUUCUUUUCCACCGUGUACAAAGCCACCGAACGCAUUAGUGAAGCGUGUUAGCCUGACGGGGGCAAGUAGCAUCUUUGUUGGGGACUGGCUCAACCGCGUACUACCCACCAACGACCAAGGCAAAGGUUUGUGAAUGGCCAGUACGACGACCAGCACCAGGAACCGAGCAUUGUAUCGAUUAAAUUCUCACUCUUUUCGAUGCGGUAAGUGGGUGUUUUUCGUCACGUCAAGCCCGAAAUGAAAAUUCUCUGCAUACACACAAACAGAUGUGGCGCAGAUACUGAAGACGGCGGGGUAUGGUGUUCUGCUUAGCGAAAAGUACGGCCUUUGCUAAGGUUCAAAUCGUUCGUGCAUGUUCUUCCUUCAUUAGAGAGAGAGCAUGCCGAUAGCCCGUGUACAUCGUAUCGCAAUCAGUGCUUGCUACGCGAAGUAGGCAUUGCAAAAGUCGCCUACUGCUGCGAUCGACGACGUUGUGUUUGAAUAGUGAAUUUCCACCACCGGAAAAGCCCGCAUGGUGUAUCAGUGUGUAAGUGUGCAAAGUAGGUUCGUGUGAGUGUGUGUGUGUGCACGCGGGUUUCUUCCAAGUACGUGAAAAACAACAAAACUCCCAGCUCCAAUGAUCUCCGUGGGGAAGGUUGAAUGUGAGAGAAAAUCAUACAUCCGCUAAGCGAUGGUUUGGAAUCGUCUUUGAAGUUUAGAAAUUUCCGUUUUUUCGGUGUUUUGUGCGCUCAAUGAAACAGUGAAAACCGAAAAUGGAAAAGGAAGCAAAAGUGUUGGAAUAGAUUGACGCACCGUUAGUGAAAGAAAAGUGAAACUCGAAUUUUUAAUUGAGGGUACACAUAAUAAGUCAAACGCCGUCAAGAUAUGCCGCACUUUCUUUCCCCCGCAGUAAUGAUCUGAUUCCCACUCCCUCACAACAGGUGAGCUGACGAACAGAUCGGUGUGAAGCUCGCGAUAAAUGCGGCCUGAGAAAAUUUGCCCGCAUAGUGGCAUUGUGCAUAGUUUUUCCCGAUGUUGACGACUGACUCCAGUUCAUACGCCAGCACGUAACACAACACAGAAACGUUGCCGUAAUCAGUCACAACGAUUGGUUCGUAUCGCACGAUUUCGAAAUCUCACACCGGUGGAGCGUUCACUCCUCGAUGCACCACGAUUCCGGGGUCGUGUUUUAACCAUUAUCGCGGAAUCGAUUCCACGUGGCAGACGUUCCACCGCAUCCACAACAACUUAGGUACCGAGGCCCGAUAGAUAACCAUUUAGACGCAUCGGCCAACACAUACCCUCACCCCGAUACAUCACAGCAAGAAGUCAGCCUCAUUCCGACAGAGUAAACGAUCACCAAAGAAAAUGGAUCGAUUGCGCAAAUCAUUCCGCGAUUCGUUUCGCCGACGCAAGGACCGUGUUCCGGAGGCGGCCAAGCCCCACCAGUGGCAAUCGGACGAGCAGGCAGUACGCUCGGCAACGUGCACAUUUGCGGUGAAGUACUUGGGAUGCGUUGAAGUAUUCGAAUCUCGUGGGAUGCAGGUGUGCGAGGAGGCGUUAAAGGUGUUACGAAACUCGAGGCGACGUGCAAUACGGGCCCAGCUGCAUGUUAGCGGCGAUGGGCUUCGCGUAGUUGAGGACGACACAAAGGGGUUGAUCGUGGAUCAAACUAUCGAAAAGGUCUCGUUCUGUGCGCCGGAUCGUAAUCAUGAGCGAGGCUUCAGCUACAUCUGCCGCGAUGGUACGACGCGCCGCUGGAUGUGUCACGGGUUUUUGGCCACGAAAGAUUCGGGCGAACGGUUGUCUCAUGCGGUGGGCUGCGCGUUCGCCGUCUGCUUGGAGCGCAAGCAGCGACGUGAUAAGGAGUGUGGCGUGACGAUGACGUUCGACAUGAAGAACUCCACCUUCACCCGUACCGGGUCGUUUAGGCAGCAAACGAUGACGGAACGGUUGGCGGCCGGUGCAGCCGAUACGGCGGUAGUGGCACCGCAGCAGAACAACAAUGCCGCGAAACCGUACAAUCCGUUCGCGAUUGAGCGACCACACGCGACACCCUCGAUGCUGGAACGUCAGGGCAGCUUCCGUGGCUUCACGCAGAUCGGUUCGGCGUCCCCGUUCAAGCGGCAGAUGUCGCUGCGAAUAAAUGAUCUUCCGUCCAACGCGGAGCGGCAGCGAGCCUUCCUCGAGCCGGGCACCCCACAGCGCACGACUGUUUCGCCCAUUCCAGAAGUGUCCCCGCAGCCAACGGACACGGUCAGCCAGCUGUGCCAGGAGCUGAGCCAGGGCUUGUCGCUGCUUACCAAAAACGAUGCGGACGAUUUUUAUCUCAACAAAGAGCUGCAUCUUAAAUCGGCCGCUACGGCUGCUACCACUACUGCAAGCAUCACUACCACUGGCACGCUGGCAUCAUCCUCGGUAACGUCCGCGGCGGUCGUCAGCAAAUACGUUCCGGGUAUGAUGCUUGCCCGAAACGGGCCGAGUGACGUCGUCCCAUCGGCAUUACCGACCCUAUCGGUCGUGCCCACGAUCCCGCCGCGAUCCAUCUCCCCACUCAACAAGCAGCAAACGCUGGAUCUAUCCGCCUUGGGUAGCAGUGCAAGCAACAACACCACACACAGUAUCAGCAGUACCGGAAGUAGCGCCAUCGCCAGCAAUACUACCGCAUCCACGAUUCCUGCCAGUGGCGGAUUUCCGGGAACGGCGGCGGUGGAUACGAUAGCGGCGGCGAGUGCUUCUUCUUCUGCUAGCAGCAUGGCCACCUCCAGUGUAGUUGUCCCAAUCGAAACGGCUUCCCCGCUGCCCAACCCGGAACAGUGGCUAGGGCAGAUCGUGAAGAAUGUUUCCCCAUCACCACGCCGCGCGCCUUCACUGCACAACCGGGCCAAGUCGCUGAACGCGGCGGAUCCGUUCGAUGCCGAAUGGGUGGCCGACGUAGCAAAGCCGGAAAUACACAGCACGAACCCAUUCAUCUCACCACCCAAACCUCCGGCCCAAACGUUCCAGGUCCAUCUGUAAGCGCGGCGUGUGGCGGCUCCGUUAUCGUAUCGAAAUCGAAAAGCGCACAUGUACGCUCCCAGAUUUCUUUUUGGUGCUUUCGGGAAAGUGGGGGGGAUUCUGUUUCCUUUUUUUUUUCUUUCGUGGGGAGAGGUAAUCGUUGAAUGGUAGCUAAUUGUAUCGGAACUACUUGAUUGUUAUACGCACUACGUCGAUGGGGCUCAAACAAACCUAAAGUAGGACCUGUCCCCAUCCUCGACGAAUGUUGCGAUUUAUUGUUUAAGACAAACCGCGUUAAACUGGGACUCAUUUCUACUUACGUUGAGAGCAGCGCCAGCGACUGUUGUUACACAGUACUUAAACCGUACGAGUUACGUGAACGAAACAUUCUCAUGAGCAGCAUUUUACAGUACGAUUCUCGUUUUUCCUUUUUAAUUUCUUCCUCUAUUAGCAGAAAAACAAGUAGAGUUUCAUUCCAGUUCAUUCAGUCGUUUUCUCAGUUUCAUUCCAGCAAAAGAUAUUCCUUCCCCCGUUUUUUACACUAUUCGUUCAUGCAUUUCAAUCUUACCGUGUUUGACUAGGAAAGAUGUGGGGCAAACAGACUAUUUGCUUUUGUUGUCUCACUUGUAAAACUGUUACAAUUUUUGAUUUUCCUUCUAAUUUCUCCAUUCGGAUCUUAAACAUGCACUCAUGGGGCCAUUUUCUAUUGUCCUUUCCUCAUAUUUGGAUCCUUUUUUGCAGUUUUUUCCUUAUUGCAAUAGCUAAAUAAGAGCAAGAAAUAUCUCUCGGUACAGUUCACACGCUAGCAAGAAUGGUCGUUACCCGGUUAGCAAAAAGCGAAAGCGUUGAUUUAUCAAAAUCUGUAGACAAAAUAACAGUUAUUACAUCUAGCCCAAAUCUAUCCGCACGAUCACGAUCCGGGGAAGCGCAAUACCGAUCGGCUACUAACAACAACCUUCUACCAUAAUAACUACUAUUAGUAAUGCAGCUUCACACUUACUAUUAACCUCAAACAAAUGCGAAAUAAAUCCGAUCACGUUACGGCUUAUGAAGCUUUAUUUGUAGUGCGUGUCUGUCUGUCUGUCCGCGUGCCCCGGGCCGUACGCCGCAGAUAGUGACAGCAGAUAGUAAUAUUUUACGGAGCAGCAAGCGGUAGUGAAUAGCAUAAUGUAGCCACACAGUACUGCACAAAUCGAGCCGGAAUCUUGAAGCAAUAGUAUGGUGUGUGCAGUAGUAGUGGUAGCAGUAGUAGUAGCACACCCAUCUGUAUGUUUCCGGGAAGAAGAAAGUUGAUCGAUUCAUUCAAUGUACUUAUCGAAAUAGGACGGGCAAGUUAGUUGAUUUGCUAGUUCGCAAUCGAAAUGGCAUAGUUGCUAGUGUGUAACCAACACAUUCAACUGCUUUCUUUUUGUGGGCUAAACGUGUCUAAAGCAAAAGGUGGGAAAGCAAGUGAGAGAAUAGAGAGAGAGAGCGAGAGGAUAGAAGAAGAAAAAACGUAUUGUGAUUACUAAUAUAUAUACACACACGCAAGUACUAGCCUAAAAUUAUAAUAACGAUAAUGGAUGAAGCAGCAGUAAAAGAAAAACAAAAAUGAAAAAAAAACCGAUUCGGCGUUGCUGGGGGGGGAUGCGUUGAUGUUGAGCUGAAUUCAAACAUUCUGAAAGAAGUGGGCCGGCUAGCAGCAGCCAUGCGAAUGAGAAAUCAUCGUUUGUAAAACAAACCACACACACGCGCGCGCUGUGUUCUUUUAAAUGUCACCUUACCAUAUACUGUAUUGCCUUUAUUGAUCGUGUCGUCGUGUGCGGCGAGGAUCAUCUUAUCUAUGUUCUGUUGAUGAUGAUGAUGAUGGUGGUGGUGAAGCCGUUUUAGUUCCACUGGCGAAGAGUGUUUGUUUGCCCGGCAUUUGUUAAACCUGUUUUGAGUCUGUGUGUGAGUGUGCGUCAGUUUUUGCGUUUGUUUGUAAGAUAUUUUGUACAAAGAUAACAAGUCCUAGCGUUACAUGUACUACGCAUGGUCGUCGUCAGCUUUUGCUUCUUGUAGAUAGGUGUACAUAUUAUACCGGACGGGGUUUCCACAGCGCAUCUUGGCUCGUUUUGUACAACCGCCCUCCUAUCGCGACCCUUUUUCUAUGUUAGCUGUUCCCAUGCCUGGGACCACACGUAUUCUAUCCCAACAGUAUCUAGGAGCGUGCAGUGGUGGCGCUCCGAUAAAUACUACUAACCACAACCAAUCAAUGGACUUACACCGAAUAACCGAAGCUAGUAGUUUGAUGGGGGAAUGGGGCGAGAAUCCACAUGAUUUGUCCCCGAUGGGUGGUCUGCUGCACCUGCCGCCGCCACAGCGGACAGUUGUGCUGAAAUUAUGAGACAUAUCAAUUUUCUAUCCACUUUAGAGAAAAUGAACGCUUACGAAACUGAAUUGAAUGCAGGACAAGCUUACGAAAUCCGUAACGAAAUUAAACUCACCUGAAAUUCACCCCAAAUCCAAACUCUCUGUAAGGACAUACCCAACUUAUACACCCUUUCGAAGAGCUUUUUUUAUAGUUUCUUCUUGUUUUGUCCCACUUUAUACACCGUUUCGCGAGGGAACAGCAUGAUCGUACCCUCGAAUCGUGUUCGCAACACCACAACCAAACACCCGUCGCCUGACGACAUGCUUCAUUGGUUCGGACACACGAGUCUUGGCGAUACAAACCACAUAGUUUACAUGUCGCUCACGAUACUACUACUAUACUGGGUACGCUUAUUUACCGGACACGCGUUGUUAUAAACACGGCAUACAACAUAUACAUAUAUAGACUAAUACGACUGAUUGGUCCGAGUCUGUUCGCGCUCGAGGAAGGCAUCCACCACGGUGGUGUCUUUUAAUGUCACUUCAUAAUGGCGAUCAGCGUAGCAAAGAAAAGGUACGGACAAAUGGAUAGUAGGAAACAAUGGUAGUAACAUUGUUGUGUGGUGCGAAAACAAAAAGGAUCGAAAAAGGGCCAGCAAGCAAGGGUGGAAUAAAGUGGAGCAGAAGACAUGAACCCGUGAAGCGACAGGCAAAAAAAA
Messenger RNA from Anopheles stephensi (Asian malaria mosquito), 6230 nucleotides. It is a transcript of the gene numb, whose product is annotated as protein numb. The record is from RefSeq and is a predicted model, not a curated record. The transcript has 3 exons. Bases 1552 to 3201 code for a protein of 549 amino acids. Lineage: Eukaryota; Metazoa; Arthropoda; Insecta; Diptera; Culicidae.